CCCGCCUCUUCUUCCACUUGAAGCAUGAUGGGAUGCGGGAGAGGGGGACCUGUCUGCUAUCCUGCCCCAGAGGUCACUAUGGGACACGCUCCCCACAUGUCAACACCUGCACCAAGUGCAGGGAGGACUGUGUUUCCUGCUUCAACAGGAACUUCUGCACUCACUGUCACCAGGGCCACUACCUGUACAGAGGGAGGUGUGAGAACAGCUGCCCUGAGGGCCUGACCCCAAACGCUGCACUAAGAGAGUGCAUUGAUUGUCUAGUGGGCUGUGAGGUGUGUGUGACGAGGAACACCUGCACCAGGUGUAGAGCAGGACUGUACCUCCUGCAUGGCCAGUGCCACCAUACCUGCCCAGGGGGGUUUGAGCCUGAUAGACAGCUCAUGGAGUGCAUUUCUCAUGUACACUGUCAGGUGGGAGAAUGGGGAGACUGGGGCCUCUGCUUUCGGAGAGGGAGGGACUACAUGAAUUUUGUGGAGGUACGAAGACGAGAGGUCCUACGGCACCCCACCCUGUACGGCGACCCCUGCCCCAAAGUCAAAGAGUGGAGGAAAUGUGUCAUCAAAAGGAGACCGAGUCCAGGAAGAUCAGAUGGCAAAGGCAUUAGGCCAACAGAACAUUGAUGCAAGAUCAUUGGUGGGAGCAAAAUAAUAGCAAGUGGCAGAUGUGAUCCAAAACAGGAUGGAAGGACAGGGGGACUGGAUUAACUGGUUUGAAAGAGAGACCUCCAUUGCCUGAACCUCAGUCCUUUCUGUAGUCAGGAAAAGUGUGCAACAAUUUAUUCCUCUGUUUGUGACCAGCUGUUGACCUGCCUUGGUUGAGAGACCUUGGAGAAGAUAACAUUAUCAUCUGCUCUAGAAUUUUGUGUUCAACAUUUUUUUGUUCAUUACGACAUGUCACCCACACGAUCCAUUCCAGGAAAAAGGUCACUAACUUGAUAUGGACUGAAUUGAACAGUGUUCAAAAAGCAAGUGUGUUUUUCUAAUGAGUUUUUUUGUUUUUCUAUCAUGAUGGUGGCUAGCCCACUUGUUCUACAUGUGUAGCAUUUCUCUGUAUAGCAAGUCAAAUUGAAACUAUUGAUUCCUUUUCAUGAUUGCAAUCAUUGUUAUAGACCUACAUAAAAUGUUUGUGUAGGAGAUUUUAUAGUAAACUACAAUAUAUUGUCUUCACAAACAUGACUGAAUUUUAAAAA
Molecule: messenger RNA, 1192 nt
Organism: Oncorhynchus masou masou (cherry salmon)
Lineage: Eukaryota; Metazoa; Chordata; Actinopteri; Salmoniformes; Salmonidae
Product: R-spondin-3-like
Exons: 5
Coding region: 33-623 (196 amino acids)
Source: RefSeq, a predicted model, not a curated record